Molecule: messenger RNA, 1743 nt
Organism: Phaeoacremonium minimum UCRPA7
Lineage: Eukaryota; Fungi; Ascomycota; Sordariomycetes; Togniniales; Togniniaceae
Product: putative mitochondrial-processing peptidase subunit alpha protein
Exons: 2
Coding region: 1-1743 (580 amino acids)
Cellular component (GO): mitochondrion
Molecular function (GO): metal ion binding; metalloendopeptidase activity
Source: RefSeq, a predicted model, not a curated record
AUGCUGCGCUCUUGCUCUUCUCGGUUCGCAGCCCAGGCUCGCCCCUCCCUGAGACUGGGUAAGAAUCGUCCGCUGCCCCAAUUCCUGCACACAAGGCGGUCGUUCGCCAGUGUCGUAAACCCAUCACCUCGAGAGCCAACCGAACGCGAUAAUAUCACGACUCUGUCGAACGGUAUCCGUGUGGCGUCCGAAGAUCUUCCCGAUGCUUUCUCCGGCGUAGGUGUCUAUAUCGAUGCAGGCUCGCGAUAUGAGAACGAAUAUCUGCGUGGCGCAAGCCACAUUAUGGACCGAUUGGCUUUCAAGUCAACGUCCAAGCAUUCAGCGGACGAGAUUCUAGAGACUGUGGAGGGUCUUGGCGGAAACAUACAAUGUGCUUCGUCAAGAGAAUCCAUGAUGUACCAGGCGGCUACCUUCAAUGCUGCGAUCCCCACUACCGUCGGCCUGCUGGCCGAGACGAUUCGAGACCCACAACUCACAGAAGACGAGAUUCUACAACAGCUGGAGACCGCAGAAUACGAGAUCAAGGAGAUUUGGUCCAAGCCCGAACUCAUCCUACCAGAACUUGUUCACAUGGCUGCAUUCAAGGACAACACGCUUGGCAACCCGUUAUUAUGCCCUCAAGAACGCCUGGGAGCUAUCGACAAAAAUGUCAUUACGGCAUACAGAGAUGCUUUCUUCCGGCCAGAGAGGAUAGUAGUCGCUUACGCAGGAAUCCCUCACGCCGAGGCUGUGAAGCUGACCGAGCAGCAUUUCGGUGACAUGAAAGGUGCUGAAACACAGGCCCUGUCCCGAACUGGUUCAGAGACGUCGAUAGACUCACAGAUCUCCGAGAGUUCUGAUGCAUCCUCGCAAGCAUCAUCUUCCACCUCUACACCUCCACAACAGCCUUCUAAACUAUUAUCCAAGAUACCCUUCUUCAAGAACCUCUCUACUUCAGCACCAAACAAUGCCUCUGUUCUAAAUACGAAUCCCAUCUCAAUCUCCGACGAUGAUCUCUAUCGCCCUGCUCACUACACCGGAGGCUUCCUAUCGCUUCCUCCUCAGCCACCACCACUAAACCCGAAUCUGCCCACUUUCACCCAUAUCCAUUUAGCAUUCGAAGGCUUACCUAUCUCUUCUGAGGAUAUUUACGCCCUCGCGACACUGCAAACACUACUGGGCGGCGGCGGCUCAUUUUCUGCCGGCGGUCCUGGUAAGGGCAUGUAUUCACGACUCUACACCAACGUGCUCAAUCAGCACGGCUGGGUUGAAUCCUGUAUCGCAUUCAACCACUCAUACACUGAUUCCGGAUUGUUCGGCAUUUCAGCCUCGUGCUAUCCCGGGCGGACUGCCAGGAUGCUCGAUGUCAUGUGUCGUGAGCUCCGCGCCUUGACUCUUGACACGGGCUUCUCGGCCCUGGGCGAGGUCGAGGUCAACCGCGCAAAGAACCAGCUUCGCUCGAGCCUGCUAAUGAACCUCGAGAGCCGAAUGGUCGAACUAGAGGAUCUCGGCAGGCAAGUGCAAGUCCACGGCCGCAAGGUGCCGGUGCAUGAGAUGACUCGUAAGAUCAACGACCUGACCGUGGCGGACUUGCGCCGCGUGGCGAAGAUGGUUGUAAGCGGAAUGGUGGACAACCCCGGAAAAGGUAGUGGCGCACCGACGGUUGUCUUGCAGGAAGCCCAAGCAGCCGGUGUCUCCACGAGACAGCUUGCAUGGGAUGAGAUCCAAGACAUGAUCUAUCGGUGGCAACUAGGGAAGCGGUGA